Messenger RNA from Acanthosepion pharaonis, 978 nucleotides. The record is from the annotation of a GenBank genome assembly. Lineage: Eukaryota; Metazoa; Mollusca; Cephalopoda; Sepiida; Sepiidae.
AUGCUGGACCAUAAUCUUCAUCUAUCUAUCUAUCUAUCUAUCUAUCUAUCUAUAUAUGGGGGCUCUUUCAUUUGUGAUCUUUCUUUACACAUGUUUUUUUCAGACUGCUCACAUUGCGUCGCAGUAUUUUCCACAAAUACGGAGAUGAAAAGUACAAUGCUGAACGUUAUCUCCCCUUUCCUUUCUUUGUGUACUACUUUCUUUCUUUCUUUCUUUCUUUCUUUCUUUCUUUUACUCUGUUUCUUUAUACUUCUAUCGCCACAGACCGCCAAAAUGUUGGAUAAAUCUCUUCCUGUGGUAAUGUCCUUUCUUUUUUACUGCUUACUUUUCUUCCCUAUUUUGUCGUCAUUAUCUCCCUCGAAUUUUCUUUCUUUCUUUCUUUCUUUCUUUCUUUCUUUCUUUCUUUCUUUCUCGCUUGGAACAAGCUCUUUCUUCAUUUUUCUUUUGUCCGAUGACUGUCGAUGUCUUUAUUCAGCCAUUUUUCUUUUACAUCUUUUUACCUUUUUCUUCCUUAUUUUCUCUUCAUUUUUUCUCAUUCAUCUUUUUUAUUUCUUUUUUUUUGCUUUGUUUCCUUUACUCAUCACUUUUCUUCCAUUUCAAUGUACUUCAUUUCUUUCUUCCUUCGUUUCUUACGCACAUUCUUCUUCCGUGGUCAAUUACGUGCGGAACAGAAUCGUGAAUUCCGACCCCAUCUUCAUCAAAGAGUCUCCCAUUUACGGAACGGGUGAGGUUUUUCCCACCUUUCCAUCAGUUCUGAAUUCACAUAUGCCAACUGCAAUGGUAAGUUCUUCGCUUCAGAAAGAAGUCACCGGCCGCAAGCGGGUCGCUUUUCCCCAUUUCAAAUCUUUUAAUUCCUUUUAUGACAUCGUAUUCUUUCUUUCUUCAUUUCUUCCUUCCUUCUUUUCAUCUUUCCUCCCUUCCUUUCUUCCUUCCUUUCUUUCUUUCUUUGUUCGGUUUGCAAUAGACAUUGCCGACUGA